UAGAGUAACACCAUUGGAGCAAAAGUUACACUAUAAUAGAGUUACUCUAUUUUUGUGUAAAUUAUAGAGGAAAAAAUAGAGUUCCAUUGGAGAUGCCCUUAGCCUUGUCACAGAAGAAAACAUGAUGAGUCUUGCGUUGACUACUACCAUACCAAAUCAUUUUGUUAAGAAAACUAAAAUCCUCUUCGGAAAAGAAAAAGCGACCAAUCCAUUUUUGACACGUGGGGUUUAAGGCAUCCCUUUUUUUUUUGUUUUUUGAAACACAGGCAUCCCACUGGAAGCUAUCAAGCAACAAGAUGGAGCUCCAAAGUCCGAUCUAUGCUUUGUUUGGCAACCAAGUAAGUGUAAAAGUCAAAGGUCAAAAUUGACAACCAUUCAUUCACACUGACACGUCAUCUUUUGUCGGAACUUCAGUCAAUAAUUGUUAUAAAAAAAUAAUAUGAUAUUACCACUAACUUUAUUUUACUCAAAAGCAAGAAGCAAGAAGCAAGAUUCGAGUUUAUUUGCUAAGCUGUGUAUAUAAAGAUAUCGCAUUGACGUAUAUGAUGAGAUAUCUCAAACAAACACUAUCCUAAAUGGAGAUGGACUUUAACGAGACUCAGCCAACGGUGGUUCUUUCAUCGCCGCCGGGAAGAAUAUCACUCCGGCCGAUGACUCUUUCCGACGUUGACGACUACAUGGUAUGGGCCACAGACGCUAAAGUAGCACGCUUUUGCUCAUGGGAGCCAUGCACGAGCCGAGAAGAAGCCAUCAAAUACAUAACCGAUUCGGUCUUGACGCACCCUUGGCUCCGAGCCAUCUGUUUAGAGGACGACCGUCCCAUCGGCUACAUCUUGAUCAUGCCGGUCGAUAAGAUUAGGAAAGAGAUAGGUUAUGUGCUAGCGAGAAAGUAUUGGGGAAAAGGGUUCGCUACGGAGGCGGUGAGGCUAGUGACGGCGGAGGUAUUCAAGGAAAUGCCGGAGGUUGAGAGGCUUGAGGCACUAGUAGACGUGGACAAUGUCGGAUCACAAAGGGUUCUUGAAAAAGUUGGGUUUACUAGAGAAGGUGUGAUGAGGAAGUUUAUAGUUAUGAAAGGAAGUGUAAGAGAUAUGGUCAUGUUUAGUUUCUUGCCUACUGAUCCUUUCAAGUAAUUAAUCAAUAAAAAGAUUAUAUAUAUGUUUGACUUUGUGUACGAUUCAUAUGUUGAACAUGAAAUAAACACUCUCUUUCAGUUUUCUUUCUUCUGUUUCCUCUGUAUUUGUGAGCUAAUUGCUACUUAUGUAUUAGUGUCUUUGUCAAAAGAUUCUUCUAAUC
This is a messenger RNA of Brassica rapa (field mustard), 1293 nucleotides long. RefSeq lists its product as uncharacterized. The record is from RefSeq and is a predicted model, not a curated record. Gene Ontology annotation, molecular function: acyltransferase activity, transferring groups other than amino-acyl groups. NCBI's taxonomy places the organism in Eukaryota, Viridiplantae, Streptophyta, Magnoliopsida, Brassicales, Brassicaceae.